Molecule: messenger RNA, 858 nt
Organism: Nerophis lumbriciformis (worm pipefish)
Lineage: Eukaryota; Metazoa; Chordata; Actinopteri; Syngnathiformes; Syngnathidae
Source: RefSeq, a predicted model, not a curated record
AUGGCAACGGAAAAAAGCGCCAAGAAGAGGAAAGAGGAUACUCCGGAGUGGCUUGGAUUAUUUCCGAACGACCUAAAGAACAAAGCAGGAUCCCUUGCUUUCGUCAAGAGGAUGUUGGCUGUUGCUGUGUCCACCAUCACUUAUCUCAGAGGCAUUUUUCCCGAAAAUGCCUACCGUUCCAAAUAUUUGGAAGAUCUGUGCAUCAAAAUAUUGCGGGAAGACGACAGCGCAACUGGAGCCAGCAAAGUUGUAAAAUGGCUGUUUGGCUGUUUUGAUGCACUGGAUAAACAAUAUCUUCAAAUUAUUUUCAUCGGGGUAUUCACCAGUGAGAAUGCACCUAAUUGCAUUACUGAGUCCUACAGUUUCAAAUUCAAGUAUACCACCCAAGGUCCAGAGAUGGAUAUACUGAAGAACAAUGAUGUUGCGUGGAAGGUCACGUUGGAAGACACCAAGAAAGCGACUGUAGUGUUGAUCAGGAAGCUCUUCCUUCUUACGCAGAACCUCAGCGUUCUUCCCGACAAUGUCCACCUCACCAUGAAACUCUACUACUACGAUGACAUUACUCCAGCAGACUACGAACCACCAGGCUUUAAGAAGGGCACUUGCGACAGUCUAUUGUUCGAAGGCACGGCUGUGGACUUCACACUGGGUGACAUACAGACGACCUUCCACACUUUCCAAGUGAGAGUGUCUGCUGAGAGUGGUCGCCUGGGGAAGCUUAAAGGCGGGAACCAAGUGAAGGAGACUCAGCAGACAAGUACUUCAGGGAAAGAAAUUGACAAGAGCCCUUGCAAGAUAGUGUCUGCAGCUGCUGAUGAUAAUGAGACUCUGCCCUCUGAAAGUGGUAAGUUGAGCUGA